AAAUGCGUUUGUUCACGUUUGUUUCUAUGCGUCUCUAAAAAUAACGGUAUAAAAGUGUAGACAUACUGUGAAGUGAAUUAUUAUUUAGAUUGAACAAAUACAGGAAGCACCAUGUUUCUACCUCUGCGUGCAAUUCGUUCAAUUUCUGGUUGCAAGAAUGUUAGGGGAUUGCAAACAUCGACUGUUCGUGUUUCAGAUCAACUAUUUGUGCAUAGGGACAGCGCAGCGGACAAUCCCAACAUCCCAUUUGAAUUCAAUGAGGCCAACAAGAAACGUAUUGAAGCUUUAUUAAAAAUCUACCCUGAAGGUCAUAAACGUGGAGCUAUGAUACCUUUAUUGGAUCUAGCCCAGCGUCAGCAUGGAUGGCUACCGAUUUCAGCUAUGCAUAAGGUUGCCGAAAUUCUAAACCUACCUCGAAUGAGAGUGUACGAAGUGGCCACGUUCUACACGAUGUUUAAUAGGAGGCCCAUGGGGAAGUAUCACGUGCAAAUCUGUACCUGUACUCCCUGUUGGCUGAGAGAUUCCGAUUCUAUAGUGGAUGCAGUAACGAAAGCGACGAAUUGUAAAAUCGGAGAGAUGUCGGAGGAUAAAUUGUUCACAAUUUCCGAGGUAGAAUGCCUGGGAGCCUGCGCCAAUGCGCCUAUGUUUCAAGUCAAUGAUGAUUACUACGAAGAUUUGACUGCCGAAAGUGCAACAUCUAUAAUAAACGCGUUGAAGAAAGGCGAAAGGCCGCCACCAGGCCCACAGAAAGCUCCUAGAUUCGCAGCAGACCCGGCUGGCGGAUUGACGUCAUUAACAUCACCACCUCCGGGACCUGGAUUCGGUGUCAGAUCCGAUCUAUAACAUAAUUAUAAAUGAUCCAUGUUUAGUUUGUAAGUUCUAGUACUGGUGAUAUUAAAUGUAUAAAUCAAAUCUGUAAUCUUAUUUAAACAGAUACAAUUGAAUCUCUCUUGAUUGAUUGA
Molecule: messenger RNA, 962 nt
Organism: Ceratina calcarata
Lineage: Eukaryota; Metazoa; Arthropoda; Insecta; Hymenoptera; Apidae
Gene: ND-24
Product: NADH dehydrogenase ubiquinone
Exons: 4
Coding region: 112-843 (243 amino acids)
Biological process (GO): mitochondrial electron transport, NADH to ubiquinone
Cellular component (GO): respiratory chain complex I
Molecular function (GO): NADH dehydrogenase activity
Source: RefSeq, a predicted model, not a curated record